CUGAACUGAAAGGAAUUGAAUUGCUGGAGACUAUGUGGAGGAGAGAAGCGCAGAGCAAUUUCCUCUUCCGGCUUCCUAAUUAGAGGAUAGCGGUGCCUCUCGCGCUCUUCCCAGGUUCGAAGACAAAGAAAAUGUUAAGAAGAGCCUUCUGGACAGCAGAGAAUCAGAAGCAGGACUAAAAAGGGAAGCAAAUCCUUUCUAUCCGAUAAUCAACAUCUUUUCCUUUCCCUCCCAAAAGCCACAAAACUCUUCUUCCCCAUCAAGCGAGCAACAAGUGAGAAAAAAAAAUAGGAAAAUGUUUUGAGCUGGAAAAAAAUAUUGUAUCUGGAACUCAAGGAAACACUACAUGAAAAGAUAAAAGGAGGAACAUUUUCAAAGUCAAAAAAAGAGGCAAUAAGUCUGUGGGGAGGAAUCAGUCAUUCCAGAAAGCAAUGCAGGCCCCAUCCUGUGAAGAAAGAAGCAGCUUGGAUCAAAGCACCAUCCAAGAAAGGAUCACAAAUAUUUUUGACCUCCUUAAGAAUCCAAGUUUAUCAGUGGUGGAAAACCUUCACAGAUGUACAUAUUCUGGAAAAAACACAGAUUGCAAUUCACAGCUGAUUAUGCAUGAGAGGACCCACACUGGUGAAAAACCGUACCAAUGUUCUGAAUGCAGCAGAGUCUUUUGCUACAGCUCCCAACUUUUUGAGCAUAAAAGAAUCCAUAAUGGAGAAAAGCCUUAUCAGUGCCCACAGUGUAGCAAAAAGUUCAGUAAGCAUGCCACACUGGUGAUACACCAGCGGACACACACCGGAGAGAAACCAUUUGAGUGUCCAGAAUGCGGGAAAAGUUUCAAUCAGAAUUCCAACCUGGUGAUACACCAGAGGACGCACACAGGAGAGAAACCGUAUCUCUGUCAGGAUUGUGGGAAAAGUUUCCGUCAGAAUUCCAACCUGGUGAUACACCAGAGGACUCACACAGGAGAGAAACCAUAUGUGUGUCAAGAUUGUGGGAAAAGUUUCAUUCGAAAUUCUGACCUGGUGAUACACCACAACACGCAUACAGGGGAGAAAGUGUAUGUGUGCACACGUUGUGGGAAAAAUUUCAUUCGGAAUUCUGAUCUAGUAGUACACCAGAGGACUCACACAGGAGAAAAACCAUAUAAGUGUCCAGACUGUGGGAAAAGCUUUAGUCGGCCUUCCCACCUGGUGAUACACCAGAAGACUCACACAGGACAAAAACCAUACAAGUGUCUGGAUUGUGGAAAAAGUUUCAGGCGGAAUUCUGACCUGGCGAUACACCAGAGGAUUCACACUGGGGAGAAACCGUAUGAGUGUCCAGAUUGUGGGAAGCAUUUCACUCGAAAUUCUGACUUGGUGAUACACCAGAGGACUCACACAGGAGAGAAACCGUAUGAGUGUCUGUAUUGUGAGAAAAGUUUCAGUCAGAACUCUUACCUGGUGAUACACCAGAGAAUUCAUACAGGAGAGAAACCGUAUGAAUGUCCAGAUUGUGGUAAAAGUUUUACUCGGCAUUCCAACUUGAUGAUACACCAGAGGAUUCACACAGGAGGCAAAGUGUAUGAAUGUCCUGAUUGUGGGAAAAGUUUGAGUCGGAAUUCCAAUCUUAUGAUACAUCAGAGAACUCACACCGGAGAGAAACCAUAUGAUUGUCUAGAGUGUGGGAAAAGCUUCAAUACUAGAUCAAAUCUUACCAGCCAUAUGAAGUUGCACACAGGAGAGAAACCCUACAAGUGUCCAGACUGUGGGAAAAGUUUUAGUUGGAAAUCUGGCUUGGUGACCCACCAAAGGAUUCAUACAGGGGAGAAACCGUAUGAGUGUCCUGACUGUGGGAAAGGUUUCAGUACUAGGUCUAGCCUUAUAAAUCAUGUAGGUUUACAUACAGGAGAGAAACCAUUCAAAUGUACAGAAUGUGGACGAUUCUUCACACAAAAUUCCUCCCUUGCUACACAUAAGAAAAUCCACUUGGUGCAGAAAGUGAUGGAUGUAGAGAAGACAUAAAUUUCAUUUCUGAUCUCCGUUUGGUAAUACAGCUGAGAAAUUAAAUAGUUAAUUCCUUACCAUAUUUGAUAAAAGUUAAGUGCAUGUAUCUGGUUAUGUAAGAAUUUGCUAGAUAUGUCGGAACUGCGCAACCGGUAUCCACAGAAGAAAAGGGAGGGAGGGAAACUUCCCCUUCACACCCACAGCAACCAAUCACAGCGCAGAUUGCCUCACGCUAGAGCCAGUACUCUCCAACCAAUCAACUAUCAAUAUGUGUUCUGGCUGUAUACAACCCCACUGUUCCAGCUACCAAAUGCAAAUAGCAAGAUAUUUAGCAGAAAUUGUACAAUUGCUACAAAAAGGGCUUUAGGGGUAAUUUUUUUUUCCUGUUUGAUCAGAAAUGAUCAUAGAACUCCAGACUUCUUCAACCUGGGUGUCCUCCAGAUUUCAAGCCCCAUAAAUCCCCAGCUAGCAUACCCUUUGCAGAAAAUAACUGGAAAGCAUGGGAGGAAGAUAGAGGAGGAAUGCUUUCUGCGUCGAGUUAUUUCUACAUGUAAUAAAGGCAGAAUAUAAAUAUG
Molecule: messenger RNA, 2554 nt
Organism: Crotalus tigris (Tiger rattlesnake)
Lineage: Eukaryota; Metazoa; Chordata; Lepidosauria; Squamata; Viperidae
Product: zinc finger protein 271-like
Exons: 2
Coding region: 432-1997 (521 amino acids)
Source: RefSeq, a predicted model, not a curated record